CUCAGCUUAUUCCAACUAAUACAUACAUCCAACGGCUUCUUCUUCUUAUUUUUAUACCUAUACCCAUUCUGACUGUUCACUGGUAAUAGUUUGUCCGUUGGCUACCGAAGCUAUCCCGGUCGAUUACGUCCGUCUAGGUAGUCCGGUGCAAGCGUAAAUGCUACUUCUACUUCCACAUAGAUCCGCGCCAUGCCGGCCUUGGUCAGGAUAAGGCGGUUUAACUCAGGCCCCAGGGAUACUUCCAUCACUCUGUUGAACUACAUACAUAGUAAAUCGUUAUUGAGCACCCUCCAUAUCGGCGUCUUCGUGACCGCUUUCGAAGGCUUAGCGCCGUCAUUAUUACCUAUCAUCUGCAAAUAUGACGGCCGCGUCCGUACCUCGUAUACGAACUCGCAAGCCCAAAGUCCGCUCCGGCUGCGCUACGUGUAAAUCGCGAAGGAUUAAAUGCGAUGAAGGUCGGCCGACCUGUGCUCGCUGUCAGAAAACUCGGUUGCCUUGCAAAUACGACUACGACCAAAGCAGGACUCAAGACGGCUUCCUACCGGUAUCUAAUAGUAGCGACGCCGGUUCGCAGAUAGCCCCAGGGGUGCGUUCACAUGAUUUUGAAGGGCACGAGGUCUUCUACUUCGACUUAUUCCGUAACGUUGUCGUGCACAAUCUCUCUCAGAACGGGUAUAAGAAUUUCUGGACUCGGACUGUACUUCGCGAGAGCCUUAGAGAUGAAUGCGUACGGGAUUGCGUCCUGGGUAGUGGCGCAUUGUGCCGGGCAAUGAUGGACCAGAUUCAUCGCCUGAAGCAGCCGGGGGCCAAGUUCCUUUGGAUGGUCCCGACAGAUGCUAUUAAUCCUAUUAAUACUAGAUACCACAGAGACGCACUCCAGUUUUAUACCACGGCCAUCUCAAAGUUUCGAAGGCGGAUACUGCUUGAAGGCUCAUCUAUUACGCCACGAACAAUCCUGAUUAUCAGCAUUUUGUUCAUCGUGUUCGAGGCGAUGCAAGGCAACACAGAGACCAUCGACCGGCUUAUGCACUCUGCCAUACUCGCUCUGGAGAGUUCCUUGUCAGGUAGCAUGACGUUUGGUUCUCGAUUACCGCCGACUCUGGACGACGAGGGCGUCCGUGAAGCAGAUUAUUUCCUCGCGCGCCUGUCUGGGUUCAACUCUUUGCUAUCUCCGUUUUAUCCCGCCAUACUGAGAAACAAAGCAUAUCAAAGAACUUGGUUGUGCAGAGAUGCUAUUCCUAGCAGCGACCAGAGCACACAGCAGAUAGAGCACAACUUCGAAAGGCACACGACAUACAUGUUAUUCUGGUGCUUUCGCACAGUCCAGACCAAACUUUUCAAUAACCCGACGGAUUUUAUGAAAUUCCAAGAGGAACAGACGCUUGCUAUAGACCAAUCGGAAAUUUGGUGCGAAUUUUUGGAAAGCAAAGUAGAACAGGAGAAGGAUCCCGUUCGGUGCUGGAGUUGGAAGAUUAUGCUAGUAGAGGCAAAGAUGUUCAACAUCUACGCUCAUUACCGCCACGACCCAGAAGAAUGCGAGGCUAUGUGGGAUUCGCAGCUCCCCAUCUGCCGCGAAGUCAUCGCACUCGCGGAGUCGGUGUUACAAGAAGGAAGCCCGCUUACCGGUACUCUGCCGCCCCUUUUCGAAGACAAACUGCAACCGAUGCUGCGUUCCCUAACAUGCAAAUGCCGCAACUACAACAUUCGGUCGAGGGCGCUAGCUCUCUGUCAGAAGCUAUCUGGGCCCUGGUUUGAGAAUAAAGCGAUGGUUGUCGGCAUGAAGAUCCUGAUUGAGCUGGAAGAGCAGCAAAGAGACGCUUCUGGGUUCAUCCCCUACCGGUCAAGAUUAAGAUGGAGUAUAUCAUCGUGGAACGACGACCGGACAGAGCUACGGAUGGUGCUCACAGGAGUUGUUUUUACGGGCCAUCGGAAGGAGUUGACAAUCCGUAAAGACGAAAGUAUCGAUGACAUGAUUGCGAAUAUAUCUAAACAGGUAUCUAGCCAGUAACUAAAAGUACAAAGACUUAGUUAGGAGGAGCACCACUCGGAUCAAAGUCUAUGUUCUACGACGUACAUCGUGGGCUCCUCGGCUAAGCUAGAUAUAAUAAGAAAGAGAUAAUAAAGACUCAAC
Messenger RNA from Daldinia vernicosa, 2131 nucleotides. RefSeq lists its product as uncharacterized. Bases 359 to 2008 code for a protein of 549 amino acids. Lineage: Eukaryota; Fungi; Ascomycota; Sordariomycetes; Xylariales; Hypoxylaceae. The record is from RefSeq and is a predicted model, not a curated record. Gene Ontology annotation, molecular function: zinc ion binding; DNA-binding transcription factor activity, RNA polymerase II-specific. Gene Ontology annotation, biological process: regulation of DNA-templated transcription. The transcript is spliced from 2 exons.